UCCACUGAAGCCCAGAAGCUUCGAGAAAUAAACAGAUCCUCUCUAAAAUGGAGACUCCGUUCCAAAUAGCAAUUGUUGUCUCAUCUCUCUUCACCCUCAAUCAGGUGAGAUGUCGGCUUAUGAAAACGUUGUUGUUGGAAGGUUAAGACUAAAGGGCAAAGCUCUAGGUGUGAAAUCUAGUGGGAUGAAAAAGAAAAAGAAGCACAAGCAUCAGUAUGAUCUUGUGACUCAAGUGACAGAUGGAAACAACGCAUUGGCCAGAAACCAACUUGAGGACGAUAUAGAUGAGAGUUACCUUGACAGUGGGAGGAAAGAGCAAGGAACAAAGAAUGAUGAUCAUCUCACACCAGCAGAGAGGAAAUACCUUGAGCAUUGGGAGAAAAUUAAUAUCAAACGACUAGCAAAAGAAGCCACGAAAUCCCACCGCGAUAGAAUUCAAGAAUUUAAUCAGUACCUAGCUAAUCUUACUGAGCAUUAUGACAUUCCUAAGGUUGGUCCUGGUUAAGAUAAACCAGCCUUCGGAAACUCCAUCUUUUUCCUUCUGUCUAAUCAUCUUGUGCAUUCUAUGGACUUGUUGAAGUCUUGAAAUUAAGUCGAUUUGCGCUGUAUCUGGACAUUUCCGCUUGUUUCUGGGCUCGAUGCGUCUUUAAUUUAGAUAUGCCUAGCUUCUUAGAGAA
Nicotiana attenuata is the source of this 677-nucleotide messenger RNA. Its product is annotated as protein FAM32A-like. The coding region runs from base 110 to 505 and encodes 131 amino acids. The transcript has 3 exons. The record is from RefSeq and is a predicted model, not a curated record. Gene Ontology annotation, cellular component: nucleolus. Lineage: Eukaryota; Viridiplantae; Streptophyta; Magnoliopsida; Solanales; Solanaceae.